CACCUGAGGAUACUAGAGGGAGGACGAGCCCUUUCAUUCAUUUAGAUAGUUUGUUUUAUACAAUGUUGGACAAUGAAGUGGAACGCAUGGACACAUCAGAGACCCCGUGGGUUUGGUGUUACCUGGCAGACUGUGGAAGGUGGCAUCGCUUUGAGGACGACCCCAAUAACCGCCUCAAAAACGAGGAGCUUGACUCGUAUUACCGACAAAACAAAACUGGAACUUUAAGCAGUAGUUCAUCCAACUGCCGCAUCAAGAUUGAUUUCUCAGCAAUGUUACAGACUGAUCUCACCACAGGAAGAGUCAGAAGAAUCCAGCGCAGCACCUACAUUGAAAGAAGCUGUUCCUGCUUCAGCGCUGCUCCGGUGUUCUGGGACACAGUUGACCCCACGCGUCCAUAUCAGUUAUUCCCUCUGAAUGAACGCACCCCGGAGUACCACACUGUCUCAAGCUACGUGAAGAAAGAUGGACUGCUGGAUAGAUCCAUUCUAACAAUUUAUAGGAUACAGAAUUUGGACCUUUGGGAAAUGUAUUGCAGGAAAAAGAAGCAGUUAAUGAGGAUUCAAGGAGUCAAGGACAUAAAGGAGAGACGACUCUUUCAUGGGACCGAAAAAAAAAAUGUUGACAGCAUUUGCAAGUACAACUUUGAUUUACGGUUAGCUGGACAAAAUGGCAGUUCAUAUGGCAAAGGGAUAUAUUUUGCCAAAUAUGCCACAUUCGCCAACAAAUACAGUAAACGCAGCACGGAUCCGUUUCCGGUGGAUGGCAGGAAAACACAAAGGACACAACUUGGAUCUACUAAAAUAAUGUUUUUGGCUCGAGUGAUGAUCGGAAAAUCAACUGCUGGACAUUCUGACUUCCUAAAACCUGAUCAUGGAUCUCCUGAAAACAUUCAUGACAGCUGUGUGAAUGAUAUCAAUAAUCCUAACAUUUUUGUUAUUUUUGAUCCAAAUCAAGUAUAUCCUGAGUACCUGAUU
Stegastes partitus (bicolor damselfish) is the source of this 977-nucleotide messenger RNA. RefSeq names its product poly(ADP-ribose) polymerase family member 11 (gene parp11). NCBI's taxonomy places the organism in Eukaryota, Metazoa, Chordata, Actinopteri, Pomacentridae. Gene Ontology annotation, molecular function: NAD+ poly-ADP-ribosyltransferase activity. The record is from RefSeq and is a predicted model, not a curated record. The annotation marks the transcript as partial. The transcript is spliced from 7 exons. Gene Ontology annotation, cellular component: nucleus.